AUGAAGCCGUCUUGGCUGCAAUGUUGCAAAGUCACCGGCGCCGGGGGGCUCGGGGGGCCACUGCCCAGGUCCACUCCGGCCCGGGAAACCGGCCCGGCCCGCAGGGCUUAUGUGGCCCCUGGCCCAAGGCGCGGUCUCGGGGGCUGGGGCUGCCGGGCUGUGUCCUCAGGCGGUGGCGGCGAGUACAAGACCCACUUUGCGUCCUCGGUGGCAGACCCGGAGAGGUUCUGGGCCAAAGCCGCCACGCAGAUCAGCUGGUACAAGCCCUGGACCAAAACGCUGGAGAACAGAUACCCGCCUUUCACCAGUUGGUUUGUGGAAGGAAUGCUUAACAUUUGUUACAAUGCCGUUGAUCGUCAUAUUGAAAGUGGUAACGGAGAGAAGAUUGCCAUCAUCUAUGACAGUCCUGUUACAAAUACUAAAGCAACUAUUACCUAUAAAGAAGUCCUGGAGCAGCCCAAGGUGGUUGUAACAGCAUCAUUUGGCAUUGAACCUGGAAGGAGGGUAGAAUAUAUGCCACUUAUGGAAGAAGCACUGAGGAUAGGACGACACAAACCAGACAAAGUUCUGAUUUAUAAUCGUCCAAAUAUGGAGAAGGUUCCUUUGACUCCAGGUCGUGACCUUGAUUGGGAUGAAGAGAUGGCAACAGCACAGUCACAUGACUGUGUUCCUGUUCUUUCGGAACAUCCCCUGUAUAUUCUUUACACAUCUGGAACAACAGGAUUGCCCAAGGGUGUGGUUAGGCCCACUGGAGGAUAUGCUGUAAUGCUAAACUGGUCAAUGUCUUCUAUAUAUGGACUUAAACCUGGAGAGGUGUGGUGGGCAGCUUCUGAUUUAGGCUGGGUUGUUGGACAUUCCUAUAUCUGUUAUGGACCUCUUCUACAUGGGAACACAACAGUUUUAUAUGAGGGGAAGCCUGUGGGAACACCAGAUGCUGGUGCUUAUUUCCGUGUGCUGGCGGAGUAUGGAGUGGCUGCCUUGUUUACAGCGCCGACUGCAAUUAGAGCAAUCCGUCAACAGGACCCUGGGGCAGCCUUGGGGAAGCAGUACACUCUGACAAGGUUCAAAACAUUGUUUGUGGCUGGCGAACGCUGUGAUGUGGAGACCCUAGAAUGGUCCAAAGAGGUCUUCAGAGUACCCGUCCUAGACCAUUGGUGGCAAACUGAGACUGGAUCCCCAAUUACAGCUUCAUGCGUUGGAUUAGGUAGUUCUAAAACACCUCCACCAGGGCAAGCAGGAAAAAGUGUUCCAGGAUACAAUGUUAUGGUUUUGGAUGACAACAUGCAAAAACUGAAGGCUCGGUCCUUAGGAAAUAUUGUGGUAAAGUUACCAUUACCACCUGGGGCUUUUUCCGGACUCUGGAAGAAUCAGGAAGCAUUCAAGCAUUUAUACUUCACAAAAUUUCCUGGAUACUAUGACACCAUGGAUGCUGGUUACAUGGAUGAAGAAGGUUAUGUGUAUGUUAUGUCUCGAGUUGAUGAUGUAAUAAAUGUUGCAGGUCAUAGGAUUUCUGCAGGUGCCCUUGAAGAGUCAAUCCUUUCCCAUGGUACUGUGGCAGACUGUGCUGUUGUUGGCAAGGAGGAUCCUUUGAAAGGUCACGUCCCGUUAGCACUCUGCGUGUUGAAAAAAGAUAUAAAUACAACUGAGGAACAAGUUUUGGAAGAAAUUGUGAAACAUGUUAGAGAGAGCAUUGGUCCUGUGGCUGCUUUCCGAAAUGCAGUGUUUGUCAAACAGUUACCCAAAACCCGAUCUGGCAAAAUUCCCCGGUCAACUCUAUCUGCCCUCGUCAAUGGAAAGCCAUAUCAGAUAAGUCCUGCAAUUGAGGAGCCCAACAUUUUUGAGCACAUAGAAGAUAUGCUGAAGCAGGCAUUCUGA
Molecule: messenger RNA, 1875 nt
Organism: Trichechus manatus latirostris (Florida manatee)
Lineage: Eukaryota; Metazoa; Chordata; Mammalia; Sirenia; Trichechidae
Gene: ACSS3
Product: acyl-CoA synthetase short chain family member 3
Exons: 15
Coding region: 1-1875 (624 amino acids)
Cellular component (GO): mitochondrial matrix
Molecular function (GO): propionate-CoA ligase activity
Source: RefSeq, a predicted model, not a curated record